UCGAAAAAAGAAAAACAGUUACCAAUUAAAUUAAAAUAUUUAAAAAAAAACUUUGAUUUCCCUCUUUGUUGUUCCUAUUUGAUCUCUCUUUGAUCCUCUGGAGCCAAAUUCACCAGGAACCCUAGAUCUCACCUCAGCAGUUGGAUCAGAUCGACCGUUUCAAUCUUAGGAGGCGGCAAUGGUUGAGACAGAACCGCUGCUGUGUUUAUCGAGCUCAGGCGUCAGCAUUGUCCUCAGCUUGUAGCGUUUUUGGCUGUUUUGUUUCUUUCUCUAGAUGGCCUUGAGAUCCAAAUUAUUCUGGAUUUAGGGCAAGGAGCUUAGGGAUUUUGUUCUUUUAGUGAUGAGUGAUUUGGUGGCGCGUACGGGUCGGCUUCAGCAGCGGUACGAGGAUGGUUGCCGCCUUGUUGCCGGAUGCAUUCCGUUUAGAUAUAGAAAUCCCGACCAUGGUGAUUCUGAUUCCAAGAAAAUCAUUGAAGUGUUGAUGAUCAGUUCACCUAGCGGACCUGGUCUUUUGUUUCCCAAGGGAGGUUGGGAGAAUGACGAAACAGUGGAGGAGGCCGCAGCCAGGGAAGCUGUGGAAGAAGCUGGAGUUCGUGGGAUUCUAAUGGAUUUCUUGGGAGAUUAUCAGUUCAAGAGCAAGACUCACCAAGAUGAAUUCAGCCCAGAAGGUCUGUGUAAAGCGGCGAUGUACGCGUUGUACGUGAAGGAAGAGCUGGGGUCAUGGCCCGAACAGGACACGAGAACUCGGGCAUGGCUGACGAUACCUGAAGCAGUAGAGAGUUGCCGACAUGCGUGGAUGAAGUAUUCUUUGGAAGAAGGCUUCUGUAAAUGGCUUCAGCAGAAGAUUGCCAAAGGAGAGGACUUCGCUGAUGAAGAUUGAACUCAAGUGUGCAUAAACUCAAAGAUCAAAUAAAAAAAAGUUAAAAAGAAAAGGAAAGAUAAAAAAGAAUUGCAGAAAUUUCAAGUAGAGUAAACUGUAUUUUUGUGUUCUUUCGAAUUCAUGCUUCCUUCAUGGUUGGUUCCAUUCUGUUUUUUUCCUCUUGGAAUCUCCUAAUUUGGAGAGAAUAUCAUAUGUGGAUUGUUGGAGCAUAGGAACUUUGCUGCCAUGCUUUAGUC
Molecule: messenger RNA, 1116 nt
Organism: Tarenaya hassleriana
Lineage: Eukaryota; Viridiplantae; Streptophyta; Magnoliopsida; Brassicales; Cleomaceae
Product: nudix hydrolase 16, mitochondrial-like
Exons: 4
Coding region: 341-880 (179 amino acids)
Cellular component (GO): nucleus; cytoplasm
Molecular function (GO): hydrolase activity
Source: RefSeq, a predicted model, not a curated record